CACACUUACACAUAGACUAGUAAAAGAAAGCAGAGGGAUAGAGACUUUGAUAUUUCUUUCUUUGAUAAAAGCAAGCAAACAAACACCACACUACCUAUUCCAACGGUCCAACCGCACCAUCUUGAGUCUCUAGCACCACCUUCCUUGUCCACCUUUCUUUCUUCUUCUACCUCUCUGUUUAACAAAAAUGCCUUCAACCCUUUAACCCUUCCCAUGCGUUCUCGCACAAAAUCCAUGACCUGAUGACCUUUCUCUUUCUGGGUUUCACAAAAUGGCAACUUUUGACGGCCCCCAUGUUGACACGGGCACUGAAAGUCGCCGCCAUUAUCGCCAUUUUGUUACGGGAAGCAGUGAUGUGUCAUUCUCCGGCGACUCCGACGACCAGUCGUGGCACUCUCCGCUAGAGAUUGAGGGUGUGUUGGGCUCUCGUAGGGACUCUUCUGGGUCAGAUUGUUUGUCGGAGGCGGACUUGGAACGUGGGGUUCUGGAAAUGAAGGUGCACGUGGGUAAAGUGGAAAGAGAUUGUAGGAUUUGCCAUUUGGGUUUGGAGGGAGGUAUAGAGGCUGGGGUGCCAAUUGAGCUGGGCUGUGCUUGUAAAGGCGAUUUGGGUGCUGCCCACAAACAAUGUGCUGAGAUGUGGUUCAAGAUCAAGGGAAAUACAACCUGUGAGAUAUGUGGUGGCACUGCACUCAAUGUUGCUGGUGAGCAGAGAAAUGAGGCAAGCAAUGGUACUGCUGCAGCCUCGUCAGCAGUAGCAGCACCUGUGAUACUGGUGGAGACUCGAACCGUUUGGCAUGGUCGCCGCAUAAUGCACUUUCUUCUGGCCUGCAUGGUCCUUGGCUUUGUCAUCUCUUGGCUUUUUCACUUUAAAAUACUCUCGUGAGUCACUGAGAUUAAACAAGAAAAUGUUGUAAUAUAUCUUGAUCUGAGGCUAAGCUUUGGGAAUCCAUCCUCCUGCGUGUAUGGGUACCUUACUCAUGCCUACUAGCCCCUACUCUUUUAGAAUUAGCAUUGAAUGUGUAUGCUAUGUAUAAUUACAGAAGCUUCUGUGGCCAUUCAAUUACAUGUCUUAUAAUUCUGAAUUAACAAAGCAACAAUCCUGUUGUAUUA
Alnus glutinosa is the source of this 1110-nucleotide messenger RNA. RefSeq lists its product as uncharacterized. The transcript has 2 exons. The record is from RefSeq and is a predicted model, not a curated record. Lineage: Eukaryota; Viridiplantae; Streptophyta; Magnoliopsida; Fagales; Betulaceae. Bases 272 to 883 code for a protein of 203 amino acids. Gene Ontology annotation, molecular function: zinc ion binding.